AUGAGUUUCGAGAUAUUGCUGGUAAGCCAGGCAUUUGAGAGAAUUGUGAUUCCAUUUACAGAAAACCUCAAGCGGCUCGGAAUUGAGGCCCGAGUGCGGCUGGUCGAUCAAAGCCAGUACCUGAACCGAAUCCGCGCUCAGGAUUUUGACAUGAUUAUCAGUGGAUGGGGGCAAUCGGAAUCUCCGGGCAACGAACAGAGAGGCUAUUGGGGGUCAUACGCUGCCGAUCAGCCGGGUUCCAGCAACUAUGCAGGCAUUAAAGAUCCAGUAAUCGACGAGUUGAUCGAACUUGUCAUCCAAGCACCUGACCGGGAGUCUCUGGUGAUUCGAACGCGGGCACUGGACCGCGUUUUGCUGUCAGGCCACUACGUAAUACCAAAUUGGCAUAUCCAGGGAGAUCGAAUUCUGUACUGGGAGAAAUUUUCCCGGCCCAAGGUUCCUACCAGAAGGGGCGUACUGUUCGACCGAUGGUGGUAUGACGAAGCUAAAGCACAAAGUCUUGCAGAAGCAAUGGGCGAUGAUCAGCCUUCGAUAAAGACUGAAUAA
This is a messenger RNA of Geodia barretti, 546 nucleotides long. The record is from the annotation of a GenBank genome assembly. NCBI's taxonomy places the organism in Eukaryota, Metazoa, Porifera, Demospongiae, Tetractinellida, Geodiidae.